This is a messenger RNA of Culex pipiens pallens (northern house mosquito), 4109 nucleotides long. It is a transcript of the gene GABA-B-R2, whose product is annotated as gamma-aminobutyric acid type B receptor subunit 2. The record is from RefSeq and is a predicted model, not a curated record. Gene Ontology annotation, cellular component: membrane; G protein-coupled receptor heterodimeric complex. Gene Ontology annotation, molecular function: G protein-coupled GABA receptor activity. Gene Ontology annotation, biological process: G protein-coupled receptor signaling pathway; gamma-aminobutyric acid signaling pathway. The transcript is spliced from 11 exons. The coding region runs from base 6 to 3926 and encodes 1306 amino acids. Lineage: Eukaryota; Metazoa; Arthropoda; Insecta; Diptera; Culicidae.
AGGCCAUGAAACGAGUUGAACUGUCACUGUUGCCGCCGUACCUGCUGCUGCCGGCCUUUCUCGGCCUACUGCUGUUGCUGCUGCCGCUCGGUUGGGUUGACGGAUCGAGGCCGGGUGCAGGCCACCGGUUGGAUGUGUACAUUGCGGGUUUCUUCCCGUACGGGGAGGGCGUCGAGAACAGCGAAACGGGCCGGGGCGUGAUGCCCAGCGUCAAGCUGGCCCUGGACCAUGUCAACGAGCACUCGACCAUCCUGCGGAACUACCGGCUGCACAUGUGGUGGAACGACACCGAGUGUAACGCGGCCGUCGGAGUCAAGAGCUUCUUCGACAUGAUGCACUCGGGGCCGCACAAGUUGAUGCUGUUCGGAGCGGCCUGCACCCACGUGACCGAUCCCAUCGCCAAGGCCAGCAAGCACUGGCACCUGACGCAACUGUCCUACGCCGAUACCCACCCCAUGUUCACCAAGGACUCCUUCCCGAACUUCUUCCGGGUGGUGCCCUCGGAAAACGCCUUCAACGCGCCCCGUCUCGCCCUGCUCAAAGAGUUCAACUGGACUCGCAUCGGAACCAUCUACCAGAACGAACCCCGGUACGCACUUCCGCACAACCACAUGGUCGCUGACCUUGACGCAAUGGGCACGGAGGUCGUCGAAACACAGAGCUUCUCCAACGACGUCGAAGAACCGCUGCGGAAGCUCCGCGAAAAGGACGUCCGCAUCAUCCUGGCCAACUUCAACGAGUACUGGGGCCGGAAGGUGUUUUGCGAGGCGUUCCGGUCGGAGAUGUUCGGCCGGUCGUACCAGUGGCUCAUCAUGGGCACGUACGGCAACGAGUGGUGGGCGGAGAACGAUACGGAUUGCAGCCCGGAGGAGGUCCGGGCGGCGCUCGAGUCGACCAUCAUGGUGGAUCUGCUGCCGCUGGCCACGAGCAAGGAGAUCACCAUAUCGGGCAUUACCGCCGACGAGUACCUGGCCGAGUACAACAGCCGGCGGGGCAACGAGUACUCGCGCUUCCACGGGUACACGUACGACGGCAUCUGGGCCGUCGCCAGCGCCAUCCAGUACGUGUCCCAGCGGAAGGAGCUCUCGCUGACGCACUUUGAGUACCGGAAUUCCCGCUGGGAGGACAUUUUUCUGGAGGCGCUCAAGAACACCAGCUUCGAGGGCGUUACGGGUCCGGUACGCUUCUACAACAACGAACGCAAGGCGAGCUUUCUGCUGAAGCAGUUUCAGAACAACGAAGAGGUCAAGAUUGGCGAGUACAGCUCGCUGACGAACCGGCUGGACCUGACGCUGGGCAAGCCGUUGAAGUGGGUGGGCCGGAGUCCGCCGAAAGACCGGACGCUGCGGAUCAUCGAGCACAGCCAGGUCAACAUUACGAUCUACGUGGUGCUGGCGAGUUUGUCGUGCGUCGGGAUCGUGAUGGCGUCCGUGUUCCUGGCCGUCAACAUCAAGUUCCGGAAUCAGAGGUACAUCAAGAUGAGUAGUCCCCACCUGAACAACCUGAUCAUCAUCGGGUGCAUCUUGACGUACAUGAGCGUCAUCUUUCUGGGGUUGGACAGCGGGUUGAGUAGUGUGGCGGCCUUUCCGUACAUCUGUACUGCACGCGCCUGGCUGUUGAUGGCCGGCUUCAGUUUGGCGUUCGGGGCCAUGUUCUCCAAGACGUGGCGAGUGCACUCGAUCUUCACCGAUCUGAAGCUCAACAAGAAGGUCAUCAAGGACUACCAGCUGUUUAUCGUGGUCGGCGUGCUGCUCAGUCUGGAUCUGGCGAUCAUGACCACCUGGCAGAUCGCGGACCCGUUCUACCGCGAGACCAAGCACAUUGAACCUUCGGAACAUCCAACGCUGGAGGACGUGAUCAUCGUGCAGGAGAACGAGUACUGCCAAUCGAACCAGAUGUCGAUCUUCAUUGGGAUCAUCUACGCGUACAAGGGUCUGCUGCUGAUCUUCGGGGCGUUUCUGGCGUGGGAAACGCGUCACGUGUCCAUCCCGGCGCUGAACGACUCCAAGCACGUCGGCAUGUCCGUGUACAACUGCGUGAUCAUGUGCGUAAUGGGAGCGGCGAUCGCGCUCGUGCUGUCCGACCGGAAGGACGCCGUCUUCAUCCUGAUAUCGCUGUUCAUCAUCUUCUGUACGACAGCCACGCUGUGUUUGGUGUUUGUACCCAAGUUUGUAGAACUGAAGCGCAACCCGAGCGGAGUCGUGGACAAGAAGUGCCGCGCCACGCUGCGGCCCAUGUCCAAGAACCGGCGCGACUCGUCGGCGUGCGAGCUGGAGCAGCGCAUGAAGGACGUCAAGCAGACCAACUGCCGGUUCCGGAAGGUCCUGAUGGAGAAGGAAGCCGAACUGCAGGCGCUGGUCAAGCGACUGGGACCGGACGCUCGGGCCUGGAUCGGACUGGAGACGUGCUCGUCCGAGCCGGAUGUCAACAAGGAGACGGUCAAGAUCCAAGUCAAGAAGGACUACGCCAGCGAGGGAACCGAGUUCACGUCGAUCGGCAGUCUGGUUGGUUCCAGCAACGACACCCUGGAUUCCGUCGGACCGGAACGCAGGAAAAAGAAGACCACGGUGGUGCUGCCGGGUGAGGAAUCUGCCACCGCCAAGCCACCACUCUCCUCCACCACCGUGGUCAACUCCAUCUCCAAGAGCAGCCUAACCAACACGGCCUCGGCACCGGCCUCACUGCCAACGACGGUCACGACGGCGGCCCAAACGGUGCUGUCGACGACGGCCACCAGCCAAGCGAUGACGGCGACGAAUGGUGUCCAAACGGCCACGAAUGCCAAGUCGGCGGUCACGUCCAACAGCAUUAGUGCGUGCACCAGCGUGCCGCAAGAUCCGAACAAGCCCAUGUUCAACAGCGAUGCGCGGAGGGAGUCGCUCGCGAGUUCCAAGUACUCGCCGGGGCAUAUCAAGGAUCGCUACGAGGACGACCGGCAGCAGUACCAGAACAUCACCAAGUCCAACACCCAGCUCAACUGCUCGUCGGCGACCUCGCUGAACCACUCGAACAACGACCUCAACCAGGUUUGUCACCACACCAAGCCGAGCAGCAAACCCAGAGGAGAACCUCCGAAUGACCCAACGCGAAGGGUCAGCGUGCAGGCGACGACCUCGCUCAAGGGCAACUUUGUCGUGUCCCAGAGUGACCUGUGGGACACCCAGACGCUGAAUCACGCCAAACAGCACCAGCGGCACUCGCCACGGGGACAAUCCCGCUGUCCGGACCACAGUCACCAGCAGCAGCAGCAGCAGUCCCAGCAACCUCCCCAGUACUCGGAUCACGAACGGAGCGAAGCCAGCGUGGCUGCCUCACCCGGUCCCAUCCAGCGGAGCGUGUCGGAGAAGAACCGUAGCAAGCACCGCCACAAGCAGAAAUCAACGGCGGCCGCCGCCUGCCAGAGCGAAACCGACAGCGAGCGGGAACAACGCAGCGACUAUCAGAGCUACUCGGUGUGUUCAGCGGCCAUCGGUUCGUCCGCGACCAUGGUCAACUCGACAUCGCACCACUCGGCCGCCACCAACAACUCCACCAAGGGCACCACCGCCAACUCGGUGUCCUCGUCACGUAAACUAUCGAAAUCACAGCACUCGCAUCACCACUCGACGCCAAACGUGGCCCCCGAGAAGAAGCACUCCAUGUCGGGCGGAUCGAUCGGAGGAGGAGGAGUAGGGGAACGAGGGGGCUCCACUUCCGGCGGAGGGGGGUCGUCCCACAUCCGGCACCGCAAGAAAGAGUCCAGCCAGUCCAAGCCGAACCUGUACGGGGCCUGCUCGGAGUCGGAACUGCUCGACGGGGACACGGCCAUUCUGCCCAUUUUCCGGAAGUUGCUCAACGAAAAGGACUCGAGAUAUCGCACGCGGAACACCGUUGGGGCCAGCUGCCCGAAUAUAUCGAUUAAAUGUGAUAUUGUUGAGUAUCUGUAAGGUGUGCGUGUGUGUCGAUCGGUUUCUUUGUUUUUGGUUUGGUCUUGAAUUUAAAUCUCCUCACAUGUUCACAUCGAAAGCAAUUCUCUAGAUUUUCCAUAAAAAUCUUUUUUUUUAGACAAUUAGAAAAUUUGAGAAAAUUUGAGUGCAUUCACAAAAAUACGGUAUUUUGUGAAAAUUUUA